CCGGGGGAGCCAGGGCGGGAGGGAGGGCGGGAGGAGGGCGUUGUGCGCGCGUGCGGGGCCGACGGCGGGGCCGCGGCCGAGGCCCCGAGCGAGAAGAAUGACUCUGGAGUCCAUCAUGGCGUGCUGCCUGAGCGAGGAGGCCAAGGAGGCCCGGAGGAUCAACGACGAGAUCGAGCGGCAGCUGCGCCGGGACAAGCGGGACGCGCGCCGCGAGCUCAAGCUGCUGCUGCUCGGGACAGGAGAGAGUGGCAAGAGUACAUUUAUCAAGCAGAUGCGAAUCAUCCAUGGAUCGGGCUACUCAGAUGAGGACAAGCGAGGCUUCACCAAGUUGGUAUAUCAGAACAUCUUCACCGCUAUGCAGGCCAUGAUACGGGCCAUGGACACGCUCAAGAUCCCCUACAAGUAUGAGCACAAUAAGGCUCAUGCACAGUUAGUUCGAGAAGUUGAUGUGGAGAAGGUGUCUGCUUUUGAGACUCCAUAUGUAGAUGCAAUAAAGAGUUUAUGGAAUGAUCCAGGAAUCCAGGAGUGCUAUGAUAGAAGACGAGAAUAUCAGUUGUCUGACUCUACCAAAUACUAUCUGAAUGACUUGGACCGGGUUGCUGAUCCUACCUACCUGCCUACACAACAAGAUGUGCUUAGAGUUCGCGUCCCCACCACGGGCAUCAUUGAAUACCCCUUUGACUUACAAAGUGUCAUUUUCAGGAUGGUUGAUGUAGGGGGCCAGCGGUCCGAGAGGAGAAAAUGGAUUCACUGCUUUGAGAAUGUUACCUCCAUUAUGUUCCUAGUUGCACUCAGUGAAUAUGACCAAGUGCUCGUCGAGUCAGAUAAUGAGAAUCGGAUGGAGGAAAGCAAGGCACUCUUUAGAACAAUUAUCACAUAUCCCUGGUUCCAGAACUCCUCAGUCAUUCUGUUUUUAAACAAGAAAGAUCUUCUAGAGGAGAAAAUCAUGUAUUCCCACCUAGUUGACUACUUCCCAGAAUACGAUGGACCACAGAGAGAUGCACAGGCAGCUCGGGAAUUUAUUCUGAAGAUGUUCGUGGACCUGAAUCCAGAUAGUGACAAAAUUAUCUACUCCCACUUCACAUGCGCCACCGAUACCGAGAACAUCCGCUUUGUCUUUGCUGCUGUCAAGGACACCAUCCUACAGUUGAACCUGAAGGAGUACAAUUUAGUCUAACUGUGCCUCCUCUGUGCUGCCCACUCUGCCCUGCUGGGCCACUGAAGUUAUACAGAGAGACUGGAUUUCUGUGGAAAACAAUUUGCAUAAUACUAAUUUAUUGCCGUCCUGAACUACUCUGUAAGCGUAUCUGCAGAGUUUGUAGUAAAUAUUAUGAUUCUAUUUAAACUCUUCAGAGGAAAAACAGGAUGCUGAAGUACAGAUCCCAGCACAUUUCCUCUCUCUAGCUCGCUCACUCUUUCUCUCUUUCUUUCUCUCAAAGGGAAAUCCUUGUGACUCAAAUGUAUAUUAAAUUCUCAGUCAUGCACUCACAAGAUAAGA
This is a messenger RNA of Suncus etruscus (white-toothed pygmy shrew), 1498 nucleotides long. Its product is annotated as guanine nucleotide-binding protein G(q) subunit alpha. Gene Ontology annotation, biological process: adenylate cyclase-modulating G protein-coupled receptor signaling pathway; action potential; phospholipase C-activating dopamine receptor signaling pathway. Gene Ontology annotation, molecular function: G protein-coupled receptor binding; guanyl nucleotide binding; G-protein beta/gamma-subunit complex binding. Lineage: Eukaryota; Metazoa; Chordata; Mammalia; Eulipotyphla; Soricidae. The coding region runs from base 98 to 1177 and encodes 359 amino acids. The transcript has 7 exons. The record is from RefSeq and is a predicted model, not a curated record. Gene Ontology annotation, cellular component: heterotrimeric G-protein complex.